Molecule: messenger RNA, 2892 nt
Organism: Varanus komodoensis (Komodo dragon)
Lineage: Eukaryota; Metazoa; Chordata; Lepidosauria; Squamata; Varanidae
Gene: ARL5C
Product: ADP ribosylation factor like GTPase 5C
Exons: 6
Coding region: 801-1229 (142 amino acids)
Biological process (GO): intracellular protein transport; protein localization to Golgi membrane; vesicle-mediated transport
Cellular component (GO): cytoplasm; trans-Golgi network
Molecular function (GO): GTP binding; GTPase activity
Source: RefSeq, a predicted model, not a curated record
UGCCAAUAAAAGCGAUAAAGCGCAUUAAUGUGAAAACCAAUAUGCACAAUUCAAAAGACCAUAUUAAAGAUCGGUGUAUUAACCUCUUUCUGAUUAGUUGGGAGCGUGGAGACCAAUCUGAGCUCCGAAAGGAGAACAUUUGGGAAUUACCUGAAAGGACUGGUUUAGGAAGAGCGCUUUAUGUCUGUAUUUCGAUGAUGUAUGUGGUGGGGGUGGAGUAGAAGCAGCAACAGAUGAGAAAAAAGUUGAAGAGCAGAAGAAAGAAAAGGAGGGUUGGGUGAGAAUGCACAACGUGCUUUGACAGCUAGGUCUAAACAUAGGAAGGUGGAAAACUGUUUUAUGUUGAGUCAGACCAUGGGUCCAACUUGCUGAAUAUUGUUGACACGGGUACUGUGUUGCAUCAGCGGUCUUGGAUGUCAGACAGGAAUUUUUCCUGUCCUACCUGGUGAUGCUUGGGAUUGAAACUGCGAUGUGCUCUCAAUUAACCUAAAAUCAUAUCAAGGGGCAGAUCUAUGAAUCAUUGUAUGCUGCACAUUCUAGUUAAAUCCAGUCUGGUAAUGACGACUGGGUGUGGACAACUGGGUGAUUUGCUUUAGGGAAAUUUGGAUGUCUUUUGGUGUGUUGCAUUGGAGACCUUCACACUGGAUCUCUGGAAGGGUGGGAGGAACAGAGUUUUGGUUGGGCAGAGUGUGCACGUCUUUGGUAGAUUUCAUUUGCUCAAGCAGGUGUUCCGUGAACAUAAAGUUAUAAUUAUUGGCUUGGACAAUGCUGGAAAAACCACCAUUUUGUACCAGUUCUUAAUGAAUGAGGUUGUGCACACAUCCCCCACGAUCGGCAGCAAUGUGGAAGAAAUCACCCUGCGCAAGACACACUUCCUGAUGUGGGACAUCGGUGGGCAGGAAACACUGAGGUCUACUUGGAACAGUUACUAUUCCAACACAGAGUUCGUCAUUCUUGUGAUUGACAGCACAGACCGUGAGAGGCUGACAGUGACAAAAGAGGAACUGUACAAGAUGUUAGCUCAUGAGGACCUACGUCACGCAGCUGUGUUGAUAUUUGCCAACAAGCAAGAUGUCAAAAAUUCCAUGUCUGCCUCUGAAAUCUCAAACUUCCUCACCCUGAGCUCUAUCAAAGACCAUCCAUGGCAUAUUCAAGGAUGUUGUGCACUCACAGGAGAGGGCCUUCCAGCUGGUUUAGAAUGGAUGAUUUCUCGAGCUGCAGCCAAAUGACAUCAGCCAAAAUCACCACAGGAAGGAGAGAAGAAAGAAAACCUCAUGUGUAUUUAUUUCCACUUUGCAAAACUCUCAGGACUUGUUGGACCUUGAUAGGAUUUCUUCUUUCUGAUACCAUCAGAACAUGAUUUUAUACAUUUCUCAGAACCACGGACUACUGUAGCAGGUGAUACUAGAAUUGUGCCUACAGAGAGAAGGAAUGGGAGAUACAUCGUGGAUCAGAUCUUUGCCAUACAGGCAAGGGACCGUACGUCACACCAUUGCCUAGGGAAGCAAUAAUUGCAGAGCAGGCUUUGCACCUUUCCUAACAGAACAGCACAACACACCUUUACAAUGUCAGCCUUAAAAGAAGCAAGAAAAUGCUCCUGAACCUCCCUACUGCCCGCAGCCAAAAUAACAUGCUUUGCAUUAUCACCGUGCGAUCACAACUCAGUGUGGUUCAGUGUACUUUGACCUUUUUCUCUGGCCUCUGAGCGUCUUUCCAAGUUGAGAAUUUGCUCGAGAGACUUCUGUGGCUAAAAUGUAUAGUCUAUCCUCCUCCUUUGAAGAAUUGCUCCCAUUGCUUUAUAUAUAGUCCAUGACAGAAUAGUUGGAGUGCUGCUUUACCCUUUGGCGUGUCCCUUCCAGCCCCUUUUGAGCAGAGUUCUGACUUUUUUUUAGUGUCUGACCUGCUAAUAUCAGGAAAGUCUUCUCAGCUGCUGUUUUUGGAUGGCUCCUUUUAACGUGUCAAGGCAAUUCUGAGACAAGAAGUCCAAAGGAGGCUGUGGUGCACAAGAAAAACAGUUUCUGUGAGAGCAAUGGCAUUGCCAUAUGGGAAGCAAGCUUUAUCCCCCAUACUGAAUUUUUCUCCCUUUCUUUGGUAGACGAAGGCAAACUUGUCUUUAAAUGCUAUGCAGACUUCUGGAGAAUUUUAAAAGAAUGGAGAGCUGAGCUGUAAUUGUUACCCAAGUCUCACAUAUCACUUCUUAAUCCUGCAUGAAAAUUUACAGCACACCUUUGCAAACCCCUUAGGUUGGGGGGGGGCAAAACUAGACAUAAUGUUGCUUGCCCUGAAAAAACAGUAUUUAAUGUCCAUGUUGUGUUUUGGUUUAAUGACAUUAGUUUGGUGCUAUGGGUCUGCACUUACGCACAGCAGAAUCAGUAAUGAAUUGGACUGUAUCACUUUGAACUACAGGUGAAGGAGCAUUAAAAAGUUGCAUCCGUCAUAUUAAAACAACUGACCUCUUUGCAAACAGAAGAAUGGACACUAGAGAGGAAAGUCCUUUGCCAGGUGUACUAGCUUUCUAUUUGCAUGGAGUUCUGCAUGUGGACUAGCAUUCACAUAUGUGUUUCCCCACACAGCACAAAAGUAGUGCAGUCCAUUCUAGCACCUCACAAUGUGGUCCUUGCGUUGCUGUACGCUUACACCAAGACAUUGGGAGGAAAUGGCGCAAUGCUUCUACUUUUCAAACGUGGGACCAAUAUCCGCUUUUUGUAAGCGCUCAGAUAAAAUUACAGGGAUAUGUGCUUUGUUACUUAUUACAAAGUACACUCUGCUGUCUUUAAACAAAAAUGGCUUCCUUCUCCCACAUCUAAGAGUUCUCUCAUUGUGGGGGAUUUUUUAAAUAUUUCCAAACAUGGCCUGUUUGGAGUCUUUUAAUUAAAAUGUUGCCUUAUUAAA